Mobula hypostoma (lesser devil ray) is the source of this 5076-nucleotide messenger RNA. RefSeq names its product mitoguardin 1 (gene miga1). The transcript has 17 exons. Gene Ontology annotation, biological process: mitochondrial fusion. Lineage: Eukaryota; Metazoa; Chordata; Chondrichthyes; Myliobatiformes; Myliobatidae. Bases 102 to 1967 code for a protein of 621 amino acids. The record is from RefSeq and is a predicted model, not a curated record.
CAACAACGCGCGGCGCACCCUCCCUCCCCACUUCGUUCUCACACGCAGUCACAAGGUAGGAGAACCAGGCUCCACCUCCUGUUUCUCUGAUCGUUUCAUGCAUGCUGAAGGCAUUGAUCUGCUGGUUGACCGGAGGGGGAUGGAAAUUAGAAGAUAUGCAAGAUCUACCCAAGGAAACCAUUAACGAUGCAAAACAUACUUUGAGGGAUCUUGCGCUGCGUGCGGCUGAUCUGCCCAUAUAUUUGUACAACUCCCUGCCAGAGGUAAAGCUCUCCCCUUUUGUUAGGAAGCUCAUCCUGAUCUCUGUGGUGGGGGCGACCUCCUUUGCUAUUUUGGCCCAUCAGUUGAAACGAAAGCGAAGGAAGAGGAAACAGGAGGAGGAGGAGGUAGUGAAGGUGCAGAUGCCAUGGGAGCAAGAACUUUUUAUUCCGGAAUUUUCCAGAACAGUAGCAUCAGAAAAAGACUCUAGUUGUGCCAGUAGUCGCCAGAACCUGAGCCUCUCCUUGCAGUCGAAGGGAUCGCACUCGUACAGCACGUACGCGUCUGCAGGGCUGCUCAGCAGGUACUCUGGCUCAGUGCAGAGCCUAGCCUCGGCCCAGAGUGUGAACUCUUCCCAGAGCUGUCUAUGCGCUGGUUCGAACCUGUGGGACAAGGUUGCUGAAGACAAUGAAAUCAAUCUGGUCAAUGUGCCAGUGACCACUCCUGAAAACCUUUACCUGAUGGGGAUGGAGCUGUUUGAGGAGGCGCUGCAGCGGUGGGAGCAGGCCCUGAGCUUCCGCAGCCGGCAGGCGGAGGACGAGGUGAACUGCGCCUCGGUCAAACUGGGAGCAGGAGAUGCAAUCGCGGAGGAAACGGUGGAGGACAUCAUUAGUGUAGAGUUCAUACACAAGCUGGAGUCGUUACUGCAGCGAGCUUAUCGGCUGCAGGAGGAGUUUCAGGCUACUCUGGGAGCAUCCGACCUGGCUUCUCUGGCGAAUGACAUUGACAGAGAGACCGACAUCACAGUCAGGGACACCGAGGAUGUCUGCCAGAGGGACACGAUCAGCAUUGCGUCGACAGAUUCGUUUGUUUCAGCGGCGGAGCUAACAGAACACAGGGACCAUCGGGGCAGUGCCUACGGCUUGGGGUCGUGGUGUCACCUGCCUCUUUACGAAGAAGCAAUGCAGCUAGCAGAAGAAGGGAAGGUGUUCUGCCGCGUCCUGAGGACGGAGUUGUUGGAAUGUGUGGGCGACAGUGACUUCCUGGCCAAGGUGCACUGCGUGCGUCAGGCUUUUCAGGUAAUUCUGUCAGAUGCCUCAAAUAUGAAGUAUUUUGCAGAGAUGGGGAAAAAGAUCCUGUCUGCGAUAAUGAUGAAAGCUCACAAGAAUCCAAAGAGGUUUGUGGAAGUCUUUGAGGACAUGAUGUUCUUCCUGCAGCAAACCGAUCACUGGGAGACAACUCAACGGGAGCUUGCGUCACGAGGGGUGAAGUACAUGAAUUUCUAUGACGUCGUUUUGGACUUCAUCCUGAUGGAUUCUUUUGAGGAUCUGGAGAACCCCCCUUCAUCGAUACAGAACAUUGUCAACAAUCGGUGGCUAAAUAAUUCCUUCAAGGAAACUGCUGUGGCUUCGAGCUGUUGGUCCGUUCUGAAGACGAAGAGACAGCAGAUGAAGGUGCCAAAUGGCUUCAUUGCACAUUUCUACUCUGUUUGUGAGCACAUCAGCCCUGUGUUGGCAUGGGGGUUCUUAGGACCCAGGAACUCCCUCUUUGAUUUGUGCUGUUUCUUUAAGGAACAAGUGCUCUUCUUCCUGAAGGACAUCUUUGACUUUGAGAAGGUGAGAUACACCAGCAGGGAGAGUCUUGCCGAGGACAUCUUACACCUGAUCCAGCGCCGUACAGAGCUCCUGGUGGCUUACCUGGGAACAGACAACCUGAGGCAUCUGAACGGGGCAAGUCUUGAAGAAGCAGCUAUCCUGGGCCAAGGAUGAUGGGACAUAUUGCAUGGUGCCUAUAAUUCAUUAUAGACUCAGGGAGGUUUCCAAAGGAAAAGAAUCCAGGAUUUUUUUUUAAUAUAAAUUCUUUGUGUUGCAUAGUGAGGUUGAGUCCGGAUCGGUUGCUUGGAAAUCCCAGUUGCAAUGAGGAAAGCCAAUUCAUUUGGUCUGGAGAUAUCCCUACAAUUGUAUUACCUGCAGUAAACAGUGUAACUUUGGAUUGUCUGCCAUUCUGUUGUUCCCCUCUGGUUAAGGGUUUUUAACCAGCAGGAAUACUGUUAGGGUUGCCACCUCUAACCAGUCUCGAUCGCAGAGGGUCAUGAUCCCAGCACCUCUCUCUGGAGUAUGCACAUUCUCUCCGUGACUGCCUGGGAUUUUUUUCUGGGUGCCACAGCUUCCUCUUACAUCCAGGAGGCCGUUCAGCCUAUUUAGUCAAUGCCAGCUCUGAGAGUGUUCCCCCAGUCCUAUUUCAAAGCGUAGAAUAUAGGACAAAUAAACCCUUUGACCCUCGAUGCUGUGCCACACUAUAUAAUCCUAUCCACGAUCAAUCUAAUCCUUCCUUCCUACACAGCCAUAGCCCUUCAUUUUCCUACACUCAUGAGCCUAUCUCAGAGUCUCUUAAAAGCUCCUAAUAUAUUUGACUCUAUCCCCGCACCCAGCAGUGUUUUCCAUACACUUAACACUUUCUGUAUAAAAAGAAACCUGUCUCUGACAUCUCCCCUAUACUCUCCUCCAGUCACCUUAAAAUGAUGCCUCCUUGUAUUAGCCAUUCCUGCCCAAGGAGAAAAGGGGCCAGCUGUUCACUCUUUCCAUUUAUCAUCUUGUACAUCUGUUUUAUGCUGUAAGUUUGACUGUGUUAAGAUAGUCGUGGCACACAUUUACAGUGGCACAUUUCACUCCAUCCACACAGUUCCCGCAGGACACUCUUCCAAAUGGGGCUGAUCUUUACCCUCAUCAGACAAUGAGACCCUAAGACAUAGGAGCAGAAUUAGACCAUAUGGACCAUCGAGUUUGCCGCACCAUUUCAACAUGACUGAUUUAUUAUCCCUCUCAAUCCCAUUCUCCUGCCUUCUCCCCAUCACCUUUGACACCCUGACUAAUCAAGAACUUAGCAACCUCUGCUGUAAGUAUACCCAGUGAUUAGGCCUCCAUAGUUGUCUGUGGCAAUGAAUUCCACAAAUUCACUACCCUUAGGCUAAAGAAAUUCCUUCUGAUUUCUGUCCUAAAUUGACAUCCCUCUAUUCUGAGGCUGUCCUCUGGUCCUAGGCUCCCCCACCAUAGGAAACAUCCUCUCCACAUCCACUCUGUCCAGGCCUAUGAGACUUCCACCCAACCCCACCUCCCCUCAUCCUUCUAAACUCCAGCAAGUAUAGGCCAGGCCCAGAGCUAUCAACAGCUCCUCACUAACCCUUUCAUUCUCUGAAGCAUUUCUGUGAACCUCCUCUGGGCCCUCUCCAAUGCCAGCACAUCUUUUCCUAAAUAAGGAGGCCAAAACUGCUCACAAUACUUCAAGUGCAAUCUGACCAUGCCUUAUAAAGCCUCAGCAUUACUUCCUUGCUUUUAUAUUCUGGUCCUAUCAAAAUGAAUGCUCCCAUUGCAUUUGCCUUCCUUACCGUCAGCUUAACCUGUCAGAUAACCUUGCAGCAAUCCUGCACCAGGCCUCCCAAGACCCUUUGCAUUCCGAGUUUUGAAUUUUCUCCUCAUUUAGAAAAUAGCCUAAGCUUUAUUCCUUCUCCCAAAGUGCAUGACCAUACAAUUCCCCACACUUUUCCCAUUCUCCCAAUCUGUCUACGUCCAUCUGUAGACUCCCUGCUUUCCUCAACACUACCUGCCCCUCCACCUAUCUUUGUAUCGUCCACAAACCUGGCCACAAAGCCAUCAAACCCGCCAUCCAAAUCAUAGAUGUAUAACGUGAAAAGAAGUGAUCCCAACACAGACCCUGCAAAACACCACUAAUCAUCAGCAACCAACCAGAAAGGGCCCCUUUUAUUCCUACUCUUUGCCAGUCACCCAAUCCUCUAUCGAUGCUAGUAUCUUUUCUGUAAAACCAUGGGUUCUUAUCCUGUUAAGCAGCCUCAUCUGCACACCUUGUCAAAGGCCUUCUGAACAUCCAGGUAAGCAACAUCCACUGACACUCCUUUGGCUAUCCUACUUGUUAUUUCCUCAAGGAAUUCCAGCAGAUUAGUCAGGCCUUAAGGAAACCAUACUGAAUUUGACCUAUUUUAUCAGGGGCCCCCAACUACCCCAGAACCUCAUCCUUAAUAAUGCACUUUUUUCCAGCAUCUUCCUAAUCACUGAGGUCAGACUAACCGGCCUAUAAUUUCCUUUCUUCUUCCUUCCCCUCCUCCUAAAAGUGGAACGAUAUUUCCAAUUUUUCCAAUCCUCCUACACCACUCCAGAACCUAGUGAUUCUUGAAAGAUCAUUACUAAUUCCUCCACAGUCUCUUCAGUCACCUCUUUCAGAACCCUGGGGUGUAGUUGCUCCUUGGAGUGGUACCUCAGCAGGAAAUUGCUGCCUGUCCAGCUCUCAGGCGGGCAGGUUCUGGAGCACAUAGCUGAUCCAAAAACUCCCCCGCGGCUGACUGGGACCUGGACCCGAUGAUCAGAUGGAGAAGUGGCAAACCUAGACAGCUCAAUUGUUCUAUCAAGCGACGGCUUAUGUGUUUGGUAUCGUCUGCUUUAUAUGGUCCAUAAUGUGACUGUGUACACUUUGAUAUCUCUGUAUCUAUAUCUCUUAAGAAAUAUAUAUAUCUAUAUACAUAGCACCUCAAAGAGCACACAAACUAUUCACCUUUGAACAGGUACUUGAAUUUUGCAUUUGCCAGCCUGAACCACUAUGAUAUUGCUGUCGUUGUACUAUGAAAUAUUCUGACAGGAAUGCUUGUAUUUUGAGGAAGUUGACUAAAUGAAUAAAAGCUGCCUUAUACAUGGUGGGUCUGUAAGAAUCUAGCAAUAUAUCAGUGUAUUUUAAUUUGAAGCAAUGCUGCCCCAAAACAGGAAACACAAACUGCCUGUGCUUGUUGCUGAUUUUGUUAGCAAGCACUGGGUGUUGUAGAAGAUCCUCAGUAGGUAAAGCACUUUAAAAAAAAAUAAAUUGCUUCCUGUU